This is a messenger RNA of Acaromyces ingoldii, 1535 nucleotides long. RefSeq lists its product as hypothetical. The transcript is spliced from 2 exons. The coding region runs from base 1 to 1401 and encodes 466 amino acids. Lineage: Eukaryota; Fungi; Basidiomycota; Exobasidiomycetes; Exobasidiales; Cryptobasidiaceae. The record is from RefSeq and is a predicted model, not a curated record.
AUGAAACUUGCCCUUCUCGACACGACACUGCUGGCCCUGCUGCUCACAUCAAUGUGCGUUGCAGCAGCUCUGCAUGACAACAACGAAGACGAUGGAGGCUACAGAAAGAUGCUCAUCAAGCGAUAUCUGAGUGACAGUUCGCCUGAAAAAUCGCCACCGAUGCCACCUCGUCAGGGCCUUGGAAGAGCACAUUCAGGUAACUUUGUGCAGCGCUCCAGAGAAGAAGUAGAGCGUCAGGAGGAUCAUCUUGAUGAUGAGAAGACGGACGAUGAGGAGACCGAAUCCGACCCUUGGAGUAACGAAGGCCAUGAAAGUGCUUGGCGAUACAAUGACGUCUCGAUGACAAUAAAGAGAGGGAAGAAUUCAGAAGUCGCAGAAGAAGAAAGCUCCGAGGAACAACACAAAAGGCGUCUCAAGAAACUCAAGGAUGUGUACGAGAGCACAUCCACGACACCGUAUUCUUCUUCUAGAGCGCCUUCUAUGACGCAUGCUACUCCUUCGCGUGCACGGGGGAAAUCAGACCACGCCCUCUUCAAACCUCGUCCUCCUCUGAGCCACAGCGACACGUCAGACAAGUUGCUCAACCCUUGGGGACAGCAGAUGAGGUCUUCGACGUCCGGAAACCCAUCUACCCUCUCUUUACGUCCCUUGAUGUCCAGCAUGGACGACCAGAUCCAGGGUGAUGCACGCAAGCAACAGCGGGGGCGACGAAGCAAGAGAAUUGGUGGAGAGGGGGGCGAGAUAAAGAGGGCUACAUUUCUAGACAUUCUGAAUGCGAAAGAACCCUUCUACCAGCGUCGAAAAGCUACGGCAGAGGAGAAACAUCUCGUUUCAUCUGCAAAGUCGGCGCAGGAACUUAUUGACCUGGCCACCAAGAUCGAAGGCACGUUCGUGCUUCCGAAGGCCCAAAAAGAGAUCCUCGAGAAGGCAGAAAGGCUCAAAGAAUACACAAAGGCAAGGGACUCACGGCUGAGCCGUUCCGAAAUUAUAACGGCCAAAAGAAGGGAGAAGAAAAGGAAACUCUUUGAGGAUCUAGAGCUCUCUAACGAACCUCGAUCCUAUCGAAAUCUUAAGCCGAAAAGGCACAGCGAUUUGUGUGUUAGACUUCAGUAUGUCGUCAACGACAUCGAAGCGAUCAACACUAGUAAGGUAGCCCUUGAACUGAAGGAGGGUGAGAAGCCGCGAUACCUCGAUUUCUGGACGCAAGAAGACCUGGACUGGUGGAAAGGAUAUGUCGAUUUCAGGAAAAGGGCAGCGGCCCCUCAUCGUCCCUCUGCUACCCUUGUUGAAAAGAUCGAUAAUUUCUUUUCCAACGGGAUGGGCAAGGGUUGGCAGCCCACAAAACCUCCGGCGGGGAGCAAGUCGAGAAAAAGAGGAAACUUCAGACCGCUCGAAGCCUAGGAAGAGGCUCUUCUCCGCAAGACAGCAUCAAUUGGCGCGAGUCCCAAAAGCGUCACACCAUCAGUACAAGCCUUGAUUACAUAAACUUUUCUCAUUGAAUGUCAAAUCCUCCAGGAGCUGCAAGGCACGCAACG